AUGGAGUAUUUUUUAGAUGAAUGGAAGAAAGCUUGUGCAACUGAUGGAGGCACACUUAGUGUUCCAAAAGGAAAUUAUGAAUUAAGUGAUAUUGAAUUUUCAGGGCCAUGCAAUGGCGAAACCAAUUUUGUACUAGAAGGAACUAUAACUGCUCCCGAAGAUCCUACUCCCGACAUCGAUCAUUGGAUCAUGUUUCACCAGGUCGAUAGCCUCUCGAUCUCAGGCACCGGCACCUUAGAUGGAAACGGAGCCUCCUAUUGGAGAACCGAGCAUGACACCACUAUAGCGACAUUGAAGCUUGAGAAAGUCAACAAAGUGAACAUUAGAGACAUCCAUUCCAUCAACAGCAAAAAGUUCCACUUUCACAUCCACAACUGCAACGACGUAACCAUAAACAACAUCCACGCCACAGCUCCGGAAAGCAGCCCCAACACCGACGGCAUCCACCUCAGUAAUUCCGACAACAUCAGAAUCACCGGUGCAAGCAUCGCCACUGGAGACGACUGCAUCUCCAUAGGAGACGGAGUCACCAACACAGACAUCACAGGCGUCAACUGUGGCCCGGGCCACGGCAUCAGCAUCGGGAGCCUCGGGAAGAAUCAAGGGGAGAAGGAAGUCCGGUCGAUUCGGGUAACCAAUUGCAACUUAAAAAACACCAAAAACGGGCUAAGGAUCAAGACGUUCGCGCCUUCUCCACCGGGGCUUGUUUCGGAUAUCACUUUUGAGGGCAUUAUAGUAGAUAAUGUGGACAAUCCGAUCAUCAUCGAUCAACAUUAUUGCCCACACAAGAAAUGUGAGGGUGGUGAAUCGAGUGUUUUGAUAAAUGGUGUAAAAUUCAUCGACGUUCGUGGUAGCUCGAGUAAAGAAGUCGGGGUGAAGGUUGAUUGCAGCAAAUCGCAUCCUUGCAAAGACAUACAAUUGAAGGGAGUUAGCUUGACCUUUGAAGGGAAGCCAACUAAUGCAGUUUGCUCUUCAGCUGAUGUUCAAUUUCUUGGAGAUGGCCAAACUCCUUCAAGUUGUUCCUGA
Molecule: messenger RNA, 1026 nt
Organism: Salvia hispanica
Lineage: Eukaryota; Viridiplantae; Streptophyta; Magnoliopsida; Lamiales; Lamiaceae
Source: RefSeq, a predicted model, not a curated record